GCGGAGUCGGCCUCCGGGCGGAGGUACCGGCUCGGGUUUGGGCUCGGGCUCCCGGCUGCGGGUUUGGCGGCGCUGCACUGGCAGGCAGCGAGGCCGGGCGGGCCCUGGGCCCUCGCGCCCCUCCUGCGAGGCCUGCCAUGCAGAGCCCCGCCGGGAACGCGAGCCGCGGACUGCCGGGCGGGCCGCCCUCCACAGUCGCGUCCGGGGCGGGCCGCUGCGAGAGCGGCGCGCUCAUGCACAGCUUCGGCAUCUUCCUGCAGGGGCUUCUCGGCGUCGUGGCCUUCAGCACCUUAAUGCUCAAACGCUUCAGAGAACCAAAGCAUGAAAGACGUCCAUGGAGGAUAUGGUUUUUAGACACUUCCAAGCAAGCCAUAGGAAUGCUGUUCAUCCACUUUGCAAACGUAUACCUAGCAGAUCUCACUGAAGAGGACCCUUGUUCACUGUACCUCAUCAACUUCCUCCUGGAUGCCACUGUGGGCAUGCUGCUCAUCUACGUGGGGGUGCGUGCCGUCAGCGUUCUGGUGGAGUGGCAGCAAUGGGAGUCCCUGCGCUUCGGUGAAUAUGGAGACCCUCUGCAGUGUGGAGCCUGGGUCGGGCAGUGCGCUCUUUACAUCGUGAUCAUGAUUUUUGAAAAAUCUGUCGUCUUCAUCGUCCUCCUCAUACUUCAGUGGAAAAAGGUGGCCCUGUUGAAUCCCAUUGAAAACCCAGACUUGAAGCUAGCCAUCGUCAUGCUGAUCGUCCCCUUCUUUGUCAACGCUUUGAUGUUUUGGGUAGUGGACAACUUCCUCAUGAGAAAGGGGAAGACAAAAGCUAAGCUAGAAGAAAGGGGAGCCAACCAGGACUCAAGGAAUGGGAGCAAGGUCCGCUACCGGAGGGCCGCAUCCCACGAGGAGUCUGAGUCUGAGAUCCUGAUCUCGGCGGAUGACGAGAUGGAGGAGUCUGACGUGGAGGAGGACCUCCGCAGACUGACCCCCCUCAAGCCUGUGAAGAAAAAGAAGCACCGCUUCGGCCUGCCCGUAUGACACAUUCCCAUGCUGGGGGUGACAGGAGGGCCCCGCCAGCCGCUGGUGUGCAGAGGUCAUCCCGCAGCAUCGUUCCUUCCCCACUCUCUGCCCUUCCUUUCUACCUCUGCUCCUCUUGCUGUCUCUGCCCGCUCUCGCCUGCCCCCAGACUACUGUGACUUAAAAAGAGGGAAGAGGAGCCAGCGCCUGAGGGGGCCACGGGCGGCUGGAGGUCCCCAUUCAGUUGCACUACAAACACUGACCAAAUAUGCAAGGAAGGAGUUGUGUUUGUUUGUUGUCGUCCCAGACAGUGUUGUGAGGGACCUGAGGCCCUGCCCCAUGUCCGACCAGGUGGCAAGGUGGAAGGAAGCACAGGCACACAGACGGUGGGUGAGUUCCCUCACCACGGCUGUGGGCAGUGCGAACACAUAAUGCCUUUGGGCUAAAAGUGACUCGUUGACCAAGUUGGAAAUGGAAUGCUUUCUUACUCGAAAUGGCUUUUGUAACUAUUGAUUUCUGAAGCUGGUUUUAUGAGCUGUGACAGUGUUACCGGGUUGGGGGUAUGUGUUUAUUUCCUACAAAAUACUUAUGGGACUAAUGGGCAAAACAGAGAUUUUUAAGUCUUCCAUAUGCUGUUUGACUUUUAUAUUUUUAAGUUAUAUUUUCAUACUAUUGUAUUUAAAAACUCUUUUUAAUCCCCAAAGAAAUGGGUUUAUUUGCCUUUCAUGGGGUGUGGGCUGGCAGGAGGAAAAAGUCAGGAGUUUUUUAUUUGGAAUAUUGUUAGAUGAUGCCCUAUGAUAAGAUGAGACAAAUGAUUGGGGAGGGAAGGAGGAUGGCUCUUCUCUAGAAUCAGCAAACCCAGUGGUUCUGUGAAGAUCAGACCCAAGCUUGGAGCAGCUGGUCUGGAUGCAGAUCCAGGAGCUGCAGAGUGUGUGGAACAGGAAGAGCUCUGUCCAUGGCCCGCGAGCUCUAGCGUUCCUGCUGCAGAUCAGAGGUCUUAGUUAAAUUUGACCAAGAAAGGAGCUUAGCUAAGAGGUCUUCGUGUCCAGAGGGCCCAAGACUACCAGACUCCAGUGCGGUCUGCCUGUCUGCAGAGCCUCCAAUCACGAUUUAAAGUGGUCUUGGCCUCUCAGCCCCCACUGCUGCAGCCUUCAGAGCCAGCCUCUGGAUGCGGCGCCAGGAACCUCCUCUCCUGCUGCCCUAGUACCUGUCAUCCUAGUGUUGUCUAUUUGUUUUGCACAGCAUUCUGGAGAACAUCUGCCUCACAAAGUGAUCCUGUUUUUCUCGCCCUCCAAAGCUGAGGUGGUUAAGGCAGGCAGGGAUGAGAGAGCUCACUCUAAACCACAGGCAGGGCAAGGUGUUUCUAGGCCGUGUCCCCUCCCUGGGGAGUGGCCCCUACUCCUCAGCAUGGCCACAGGCCCCUGUGGCUUUGGGAGUUUCCUGAGUGACUGUGGAAAGGGCUGACCCUGGCAGUUUCCCUGCUGUGGAAGCAGCAAGGUAGGGGCACUGCUCAGUGGUUUGUCAAGCUUAGAGGCGGCCACGGAUGGUUAGGAACAGGAAGCCACACUGCUAAGGUGUGAGCUAGAAGGGAGACAGCCUGGACUUUAAGUGAGACAAGUGCAGAGGAGGCCACUCCACUUAGAACCUUCUUUUUAGACCUGCAUGAACAUGUGUUUCACUUAAGCACAUUGGGUCUGAAUUGUGGCUCAUGAACCCAGCUCUUAAACCUGGUACCCUGGGACUGCCCUCUGCCUCUCAGAGUCCUGCCUGUUCUGGACUUGAAGGUGAGCAUCAGAGAGGCCUUCUCAGCCCAUCUUCCGCCAGGAGUGCAGAGCCAGGAUGCCGAGAGGAGCAGGGACUGUAACUGCAGUAGGAGGCAAUUUUGCUGGUGUCGCUCCUGCUCAGAUUGACUCUGUGCUCCCUCCCAUCCACAGCUAUGGUAGCCAGUAUUUCCCCCAGCAGCUCUCUAGUGGGAAAGAGUGGCUGGAACCAGGCCAUUCUCAGUCGCAUUGGGAAGACCAAGACUCAUGUUCCUGACAGGACGGUCAGGAACUCAUGUUCCUAAGAGGCGCUCAUGGCAUCACUGACUCAGUUCUGAUUCCUCCCCUCCUGUUUCAUUUUGGUUUGAACAACCUGGGCCUGCAGCUGUUUCUUCCACCUUCCUGGAGCUCACAAUCAGAGCUUCAUGUUCAGUCUCGAGCUCCUAAUGUUUCCAAACAGGGCAGGGGAUAGAAGAGCCAUAAUCUGUAAAAGCUGUGAAACAAACCCUGGGUUAUGUAAACCUCAGAUGGUCUCAUCUGAAGACUCGGCCCAGUUCCCAGGGAGCAGUGCGUUUGGGGAACAAAGAGGUAGCUGAGGAGUGAUGGUUUUUCCCUGUAUCCUGAUUUUCAGAAAGGGCUUUAGUCUCUGGGCUGCAGCUAGUAGCUGGCUGACCAGGGGAUGGGGGUAUAAUAGGGUGUCUCACCAUAGGGCACCUCUUGUGUUUGGCCUUCCCUUUCUCGUGUAUAUGUGUGUGUGCACGCAUGUGCGCACACACACAUACACACACACAAAUCUGUAUCCCCAGGAGUGCCUCCUGCAGUCACUGGGGGCUCUUCCAUGGUGCACCAUCCCAUGAGAGCAGAUCAGAGGGCUGUGGUCAGGACUUCCUCCCGAGCUGCCCUCCCUCCCUGGGAUGAGUUUCCUCACCACCUGCUCCAAGGUGCCUUACGAGGUGCAGCUCUUCACCUGGCCACAUGGCAUCCAUCACCGUGUUGAGAAAUGAUGGGACAUUGACUGGAUAUUGUGUGCUAUCAAUCCGAUUUGUCCAAAUCUGGACCUCAGCCAAGCCACCUGUGAUGGAACCUUGCAAGUCAAGGUCAUGAACAAAUUUCUUGUAACUAUUGGAAAUAAACUAAUGAGGUAGAACUGUCAUAUCCAAAUGGAAGAGGUGGUUGAUACUGUUAUUUCCUUUUGCUGUCAGAGGGUUGUUGACAGUGGCAACCCCGGGGGCAAGGGGGGAUGUUGGUGAGAUCCCAGGUGGUGAUGGCUUCUUGGUCCACUCAGCUUGCACACGUGCAAGAGGAGGGUCUGUGGCCCCUCGGCCAUGCUCGUGGCCUCCUUCCUCAAGUUUUAACUUGUGUCUUCCCUGGCAACAGGGAGUCAUGGGUUAAUGUCACCUGUCAUGCCUCUUUCUUCAGGGAAAAUGUUAAAAGGCUCAAAUCCAAGCUGUGACUUCCCUUAGGCAGUGUAAGCGUGUAGGCUGCAGCCCCAAGUUUAUGUCCAAAGGCUGCCUCAGAACCCUGGAGGGAACAGCGCCCAGCUGGCAGCCCACUCUGCCCUUGCAGUUCACUGGCCUUUUCGCAGCCAGGCUAAGAUAGGCAGUACAAGGAGCUUCCCACCGGCCAGAGCAGCUGCCUCGUAGAGUGUGGGGCUGGCUUUUAGAAGUUUCACACGUUUGCAGCUAACAGUGCAGAGCUCUCUGUUUCACUUUGUGAAACACUGGCAGCUCUGAGGGGCUUGGCUUUUGGUAAGGGACUUACGGUCUGACUUGCCACGAGCACCUUGAGCUCCUGGGUUGGUUGGUGGUUGGUGGUUGGUUGGUUGGAUUGUUUUAAAUUUGAUUUUUCUUUUCCUGAAGUUUGUUAGAAGUCAGACCUAUGCGAGCAAAACCAUGGCCCACUUCAGCAGCCAUCCAGUGGGGGUGCUUAAUCGGUGGUGGUAGGAUUCACAGAAACGUUUUUUUGAAAUGAAAGAGAUGAUGAUGUACUUACAUUGUAAAAUGGUUUACAAUAAAGUUUGGCAUCUUAUUACAGUUUUUU
Messenger RNA from Rhinopithecus roxellana (golden snub-nosed monkey), 4801 nucleotides. Its product is annotated as store-operated calcium entry regulator STIMATE. The record is from RefSeq and is a predicted model, not a curated record. Bases 138 to 1022 code for a protein of 294 amino acids. NCBI's taxonomy places the organism in Eukaryota, Metazoa, Chordata, Mammalia, Primates, Cercopithecidae. Gene Ontology annotation, biological process: chondrocyte differentiation; chondrocyte proliferation; activation of store-operated calcium channel activity. Gene Ontology annotation, cellular component: cortical endoplasmic reticulum; membrane; nucleus. Gene Ontology annotation, molecular function: calcium channel regulator activity. The transcript is spliced from 8 exons.